UUAUAAUCCUGUCACAACAGAACAUCAAGGGGGGAAGGGGAACUUGUUGAAGCUUUGCAGGGUUUUGGAGGCAAAUUUGUGAGGUUUUAUAGAUAAAAAAAUCUGGGUGUAGUAUUGGAAUUUGAAUAAAAGGAAACAAUGGAACACGGGUCUUUCACCGAUAAUAGUGCUGCAACUUUUUCUUUGACUGAUGAAGAUCAUACUCUAGCCAAUUCUGUUAGGUUCACCUUGAAUCAAGACCCAAGGGUAACAUUUUCUGGGUACAGUAUUCCUCAUCCUUCACAAGCUCGAAUUAAUAUUAGAGUUCAGACAACUGGUGAAGCAGCGAGUGAGGUGUUGAAAGAUGCAUGUCAAGAUCUAAUGCUGAUGUGCAGGCAUGUGAGGAGCACUUUUGACAAGGCUGUUGAAGAUUUUAAAGCAAGCAAUGCUGUGAAGGCCAUGAAAAUCGAUUCAAAGGAUAGUAGUGAUUCAGAAGAGAGUGAAUGAAAUUAGUAUAUUUCUCAUCUUAAAACUAUCAUGUGCU
Molecule: messenger RNA, 523 nt
Organism: Hibiscus syriacus
Lineage: Eukaryota; Viridiplantae; Streptophyta; Magnoliopsida; Malvales; Malvaceae
Product: DNA-directed RNA polymerases I and III subunit RPAC2-like
Exons: 4
Coding region: 139-486 (115 amino acids)
Biological process (GO): DNA-templated transcription
Cellular component (GO): RNA polymerase III complex; RNA polymerase I complex
Molecular function (GO): DNA-directed RNA polymerase activity; DNA binding; protein dimerization activity
Source: RefSeq, a predicted model, not a curated record